Molecule: messenger RNA, 1190 nt
Organism: Macrobrachium nipponense
Lineage: Eukaryota; Metazoa; Arthropoda; Malacostraca; Decapoda; Palaemonidae
Product: beta-1,4-N-acetylgalactosaminyltransferase bre-4-like
Exons: 7
Coding region: 4-1122 (372 amino acids)
Biological process (GO): carbohydrate metabolic process
Cellular component (GO): Golgi apparatus
Molecular function (GO): galactosyltransferase activity
Source: RefSeq, a predicted model, not a curated record
UGCAUGGCGGCAUCGAAAGCCAUUCGCGGGUUACUUGAUGUAGCGCAGUGUUCCCCCAGUUUCUCCUCCCUUUUCAAGAUGUGCAGUGGAAACGUAACACCGGCACAAUCCGCCAAAAUGCUGCCUCCUUCGUCAGGCUUGAUCAGAAAACUGAAGCUGUUUUUGUGUCGCCGGAGUUUCCUGAAGCUGCUGAUUAUAGCACUUGCUAUGUUGUCGCUGCUAUCAGCUAAGAGCAAGAUAUCCCGGGAUUAUAGGACUAGUGACAAUUUUACCAAUCCGAUGCCGGCAGAUCCUCAAAGAAUUUUUAGCGGCAGGAAGAAGGAACUUUGCCCUACGGUACCCCCUAAUCUAGUUGGACGUGUCAAUAUAAGCUUGACUGUACCGUCUAUGGAAGAGAUCGAGAAGGCCCAUCCUGAGCUGGAACCCGGAGGCCAAUUCCAUCCAGCCGAAUGUCGGUCCAGACACCGCGUAGCCAUCAUCAUCCCAUACAGAGACAGGGCCCAACACCUACCAGCGCUUCUACAUCAUAUAACUCCGAUACUCCAGAGGCAACAGAUAGAGUACACCAUUUAUGUUGUUGAGCAAGCAGGAAAUGAUUCAUUCAAUCGGGGAAAGUUAAUGAAUGUUGGCGCCUUGGAGUCUCUCAUGCGCUAUUCAUACGACUGUUUCAUAUUUCACGAUGUGGACUUGUUACCAGAAGAUGACAGAAAUCUCUAUACUUGUCCAGAACAACCACGUCACAUGUCUGUGGUAGUUAAUGCUUCGAAUUUCCAGUUACUAUUCAACGGCUCGUUUGGUGGAGUGAGUGCGAUCGCUGUCCAGCACUUCAGGACAAUCAACGGAUACAAUAACAGAUUCUGGGGUUGGGGAGGUGAGGAUGAUGAUAUGUCCAGCAGAUUAGAAUUCCAUGGACUCAAGGUUACUAGUUACAACGAGUCUAUCGCCCGCUAUACGAUGCUUCAACACCCGAAAGCUGUCCCGAAUCCAGACAGAUUCAAGAUCAUGGCUGAAGGUAAAAGUAUAUUCAAGACAGAAGGUUUAAACAAUAUACAAUACAAAGUAUUGGAAGUGAAACUUCAACGGAUGUAUACAUGGAUUUUAGCUGACCUGAAGCCUUCUUGAUCUUUACAUUUAUCGCAAAUUCAUAAAUCUUGGUGUCUGUAGUAGUUAUAAUAAAGUUCCUAUAUGUC